Molecule: messenger RNA, 1614 nt
Organism: Chrysoperla carnea
Lineage: Eukaryota; Metazoa; Arthropoda; Insecta; Neuroptera; Chrysopidae
Product: octopamine receptor beta-3R-like
Exons: 7
Coding region: 1-1614 (537 amino acids)
Biological process (GO): adenylate cyclase-activating adrenergic receptor signaling pathway
Cellular component (GO): membrane
Molecular function (GO): octopamine receptor activity
Source: RefSeq, a predicted model, not a curated record
AUGAGAAAUAAAUUUAAACUCGGAUCAACUUCAUUAACAAUAACACAACAACAAACAAAAUGGUAUGAUUUGCUAAUAUUAAUUAUAAAAUUAAUCAUAUUUGUAAUAAUAAUAUUAAGUGCUGUGUUAGGUAAUGCAUUAGUGAUAAUUAGUGUUCAUCGACAUCGUAAAUUACGUGUUAUUACUAAUUAUUAUGUUGUCAGUUUAGCAAUGGCUGAUAUGUUAGUGGCACUAUGUGCAAUGACAUUUAAUGCAAGUGUUGAAUUAAUGCAAGGUAAAUGGUUAUUUGGAUAUUUAAUGUGUGACAUAUGGAAUUCAUUCGAUGUAUAUUUUUCAACAGCCUCCAUAUUACAUUUAUGUUGUAUAAGUGUUGAUCGUUAUUAUGCCAUUGUACGUCCAUUAGAAUAUCCAAUAAUAAUGACCCAACGUACAGUGAUAUUUAUGUUAACCAAUGUAUGGUUAUUACCGACAUUUAUUAGUUUCAUACCAAUAUUAUUAAAUUGGUAUACAACACCUGAACAACAAGAAUAUCGAAUAGCCAAUCCAGAUGAAUGUUCGUUUGUUGUAAAUAAAUAUUAUGCAGUAAUUAGUUCAUCUGUAUCAUUUUGGAUACCAGGUAUUGUUAUGAUAAUAAUGUAUUAUCGUAUUUACAAAGAAGCAAUACGACAACGUAUUGCAUUAUCACGCACAUCAUCAAAUAUUAUCCUAAAUUCAAUACAUCAACAUCGUACAUCAACAUAUAAUCAUAAUACACAUCGACAACGGCUAUUAUUACAACAGCAACAAUAUGAGCGUGAACAACAACAAUUGGAACAACAAAAUAAACGUUUACAUCAUUUUGAUACAGAUCAUAGUGAUAAUAAUUUAAAUGAUCAUAAUAAAAAUAAUAACGCAGAUGAUGAACCAAUCACUGUUACGGUUGCUGUACCUGUACCUGUAUCUGUUAAUGUUAAUAAUACAACAACAACAACAACAACAACAACAACACCAACAUCAUCAUCAACAACAUUAUCCAAUCAACAACAACAACAACGUCCAUCAACAAGUACAAAUACAACAUCAACAUGUACAAAUCCUUCAAUUACAAGUAAUUUUAAUAAAGCUGCUACUGAAUUAAAUAUGAAUGGUACAACAAUAAAAAAACAUAGAAAACAACAAUCAACACCCAUUACAGCUCAAACAUCAACAACAACAACAACUACAACCACAUCGUCUUCAUCACGUAAUAGUUGGCGUGCUGAACAUAAAGCUGCACGUACUUUAGGAAUUAUAAUGGGUGCAUUCCUGUUAUGUUGGUUACCAUUCUUCUUAUGGUACGUGACAACAACAUUAUGUGGUGCAAAAUGUUAUUGCCCGAAUGAAGUAGUGGGAAUGUUAUUUUGGAUUGGUUACACAAAUAGUGCAUUAAAUCCAUUAAUUUAUGCAUACUUUAAUCGUGAUUUUCGUGAAGCAUUUCGUGAUACAUUACAAUGUACAAGUACAACGGCAUCGGCAUUAUCACCAAAAACAUCAACGGCAGCUGGAGCACACCAUCAUCAUUAUACGGUGCAUGAUGAUUGCGAGGACGAUGAUUGUGAUCACGAGGAUGAACAUAAUACUGCGCAGUAUGUGUAG